Molecule: messenger RNA, 2421 nt
Organism: Protobothrops mucrosquamatus (brown spotted pit viper)
Lineage: Eukaryota; Metazoa; Chordata; Lepidosauria; Squamata; Viperidae
Product: methanethiol oxidase
Exons: 12
Coding region: 78-1493 (471 amino acids)
Molecular function (GO): selenium binding; protein binding
Source: RefSeq, a predicted model, not a curated record
CUCUGGUCUGGAGGAUCCUCUUCGUUUGUCUGAAUUCUUUGGAGGGAAGAGAGCCGGAAUAACCCAAGUCCACCACCAUGGCAAAAUGUGGAGAGUGCGGGCCGGGAUACAAAACCCCCCUGGAUGCAAUGAAAGGGCCACGGGAAGAGAUCGUCUACCUGCCUUGCAUCUACCGAAACACCGGAACAGCAAAACCAGAUUAUUUGGCCACUGUGGAUGUGGACCCCAAAUCCCGGACUUACUGCCAAGUCAUCCACCGCCUGCCGAUGCCCAACGUUAACGACGAGCUGCACCAUUCCGGCUGGAACGCCUGCAGCAGCUGCUUCGGAGACACCACCAAAAAGCGCAACCGUCUCCUUCUUCCCAGCCUGAUCUCGUCCCGGGUAUACGUGAUCGACACCGGCACCAACCUGCGGGCCCCCAGGAUCCAUAAGGUUAUCGAGCCCAUUGACCUCUAUUGGAAGUGCAACUUGGCAAAUCCUCACACCACACAUUGCCUGGGCACUGGUGAGAUCAUGAUUAGCACCAUGGCUGACCCUUCCGGCAACGGAAAAGGGGGUUUUGUGCUGCUGGAUGGAGAGACCUUUGAGGUGAAGGGUAACUGGGAGAAAGGCACCAAAGUCCCACCAUUUGGCUACGACUUCUGGUACCAGCCCAGGCACAAUGUCUUGAUGAGCACUGAGUGGGGAGCGCCCAAGUGCUUCGCCUAUGGGUUUAACCCAGCCGAUUUGGAGAAAGGCUGCUACGGCGGAAACAUCAACGUGUGGGACUGGACCACUCACGAAUUCAUCCAGACGAUCGACGUGGGCAAGAACUCCAUUCCGCUGGAAAUCCGAUUUCUCCACGACCCAGAUGCGGCCGAGGGAUACAUUGGCUGCGCUCUCAGCAGCGCCGUCCACCGUUUCUACAAGACCCCGGAAGGAACCUGGGCAGCAGAGAAGGUGAUUCAAAUUCCGAACAAGAAGGUCGAAGGAUGGCUUCUGCCGGAAAUGCCAGGUCUCAUCACCGAUAUCCUGAUCUCCCUCGAUGACCGUUUCCUGUAUUUCAGUAACUGGCUUCACGGAGAUAUCCGCCAAUACGACAUUUCCAACCGCCGGAAGCCCAAGCUGGUGGGACAGGUGUUUGUAGGAGGCAGCAUUGUCAAAGGGGGUCCCGUCAAAGUGAUUGAGGAUCCAGAACUGGAUUGCCAGCCGGAUCCAUUCGUCGUCAAGGGCAAGAGAGUUCCAGGUGCCCCCCAGAUGAUCCAGCUGAGCCUGGAUGGAAAACGUCUGUAUGUCAGCACCUCUCUCUACAGCGGAUGGGAUAAGCAGUUCUACCCAGACAUGGUCAAGGAAGGCUCCGUCAUGCUGCAAAUCGAUGUGGACAGCAAGAAAGGAGGCUUAAAAGUGAACGAAAAGUUCUUAGUAGAUUUUGGGAAAGAGCCAAAUGGGCCAGCCCUGGCCCACGAGAUCCGCUACCCGGGUGGCGACACCACCUCCGAUAUCUGGCUCUAACGCUGCCCCCAGCUUCCAGCUCACCAGUUUUUCCUUCAGCUGCUGCUUCUCCCUUGCCUGCUCCUGUGUGCAGUUCCCUCCGGAUAGGGUAUGCCUUGUUCUGCCACAAGGGGGCGCUCACACACCGCACCCACUUUGCUGUGAUUCGAUCUCAACCCCGGGACUUCUGACAUCGGAUUUUUAAGCAUCUCCACAUUCCCGCUUUCGCCCCACUUUCGCUACUGCACAGCCAGGGAAUCGCACAUUUUUACCAAGAAGGAAAUAUUUUAGGCAAUAAAUUGUGCCCACAAUUUUUCUCAGGGAAGACACGGGAGCGUGAAACCCAUGUUUUUCUGUCUUAAGGCUCCCCGUAGCGGAGGAAUUAGCAAAGCCAAUGAUCGUAUCGCUUGUGUGCAGGUAAUCCUCGGCUUACAGCCACAAUGUCAUUGCUAAGAAAGGCAACUGCAAAGUGAGUCGCACAUUUUUUUGUCACGGUUGCUACAUUCAGUCCAUCCGGCAGUCCUUAAGUGCUUGUUGGAAGUCGGUUGGGAAGGUCGCAGACGUUGAUCACGUGACCCAGGAUGCUGCGACCGUCGUGAAUUAUUCAUGCUGGUCGCCCAAACGCCCAAAUUUUGAUCCCGUGCCCAAAACCACCGACGGUCGUAAGGGCGAGGGUCAGUCAUAAGUCUCUUUUCAAUGCUGUUGUAACUUUGAAAUGGUCGUAAGUCGAGGACUGUCUAUAUUUGGAGCAAUACAGGCUCAUCCCUCGUUUCUUGGGCCUGUGUGAAAUCCUUUGAUUCAGAAGUCGUGGAAUACAGACGGGGCUGUUUGUGAUUUAAUAAGCAACAGAGCCCUUCGUGGAACCUCUUAGCGUUACCUCUAGCAAAAGCCUUCAGAAAUACAAUAAUGUAUUUCUUAUCUUUGCUGCUUCGCUGUUCUUUUAAAAAAA